GCUGCUGAGAAAGAAAGCUUUUCACAGCUCUGCCGAUCGAUCCUUUCAGAGAGGUGGAUAAGCUGCAUCCCGCAAUAUUAAAAAGAAAAUAGGCUUAAAUUUAUGUAGACAGGAUUCCUGAGCUGUUCACAAAGGAAUUCUUGGAUGAUUAACUGCUGCAUCUUUUGAAGCAGAGGAACGAUGGAGACAUCACUCCACAAGGCACCACAGAAAAGGCAAGUGACCGCCAUUAUCUUUCUGUUACUGCUGUGGGAGGCAGGUAGUGCAACCAUUAUGUAUUCCGUUCUAGAGGAGACAGACAGGGGCUCUUUGGUGGGGAACCUAGCAAAAGAUUUGGGGUUGAGUUUAAGGGAGUUGAUUACCAGGGGCGCCCAGAUUCUUUCCAAAGGGAACAAACAGCUCCUGCAGCUGGAGCAGAAGAGUGGAAAUUUGCUCCUGAAAGAAAAAUUGGAUCGAGAGGAGUUAUGCGGGAGCACCAACCCGUGUAUCCUACAUUUCCAGGUGUUACUCAAAAGCCCAGUGCAAUUUAUUCAAGGGGAAAUACAGCUUCAAGACGUAAACGAUCAUGCCCCAGAAUUCAUGGAAGAUGAAAUUCUCCUUAAAAUUGUGGAAAGUAGCCUUCCAGGUGCCGUGUUUCCAUUGAAAAUAGCUCAAGAUUUGGAUGUAGGGAGCAACACGGUUCAGAACUAUACAAUCAGCACCAACGCCCAUUUCCACCUUCUCACCCGCAAUCACAGCGAUGGCAGGAAAUAUCCAGAGCUGGUGCUAGACAAAGCACUGGACCGGGAGGAGCAGGCACAGAUUAGAUUAACACUCACGGCUCUAGACAGGGGGUCACCUCCCAAGACUGGGACUACCCAGGUUGUCAUUGUGGUCCUGGACAUUAAUGACAAUGCCCCUGAAUUUGCCCAAGGGCUCUAUGAGGUGCAGGUUCAAGAGAACAGCCCCGUGGGCUCCCUUGUCCUCACUGUAUCCGCAAGAGAUUUAGAUGCUGGGAUACACGGAGAGCUCUCCUAUUCGCUUUUUCAAUCAUCAAAUCAAGUUCUUCAGGCUUUUGAAAUAAAUACAGACACCGGAGAAAUUAGAGUAAGAAAACUGUUGGACUUUGAGGAAAUUCAGUCUUACCGCAUGGAAAUCGAGGCCUCUGAUGGGGGAGGCCUUUCAGGAAAAUGCACAGUAGUAAUAGAUGUGACGGAUGUAAAUGACAACGCUCCUGAACUCACCAUGUCAGUACUAAUCAGCGAAAUUCCAGAAAACUCACCUGAAACUGUAGUCGCGAUUUUUGGAAUUUCAGAUCCAGACUCUGGAGACAAUGGAAAAAUGGUGUGCUCUGUCCAAGACCGUCUUCCUUUCCUCUUGAAACCUAAUGAAGAAAACUUCUACACGUUGGUAACUGAAAGAGCACUGGACAGAGAGAGCAGAGCUGAGUACAACAUCACCAUUACGGUCUCAGACAUGGGCACACCCAGGCUCACAACCCAGCACACCAUAACAGUGCAGGUGUCUGACAUCAACGACAAUGCCCCCGCCUUCACCCACACCUCCUACACCAUGUUUGUCCGAGAAAACAACAGCCCUGCAUUGCACAUCGGCACCAUGAGCGCCACAGACUCAGAUUCAGGCUCCAAUGCCCACAUCACCUACUCGCUGCUGCCUCCUCAUGAGCCACAACUGGCCCUCGACUCGCUCAUCUCCAUCAACGCAGACAAUGGGCAGCUGUUUGCGCUCAGGGCGCUGGACUAUGAGGUCCUGCAGGCCUUCGAGUUCCAUGUGGGCGCCACAGACGGAGGCUCUCCCGCGCUCAGCAGCCAGGCGCUGGUGCGCGUGGUGGUGCUGGACGACAAUGACAAUGCGCCCUUCGUGCUCUACCCGAUGCAGAACUCCUCUGCGCCUUACACUGAGCUGCUGCCCAGGGCUGCCGAGUCUGGAUACCUGGUCACCAAGGUGGUGGCUGUGGAUCGCGACUCUGGCCAGAAUGCCUGGCUGUCAUUCCAACUGCUCAAGGCUACGGAGCCUGGACUGUUCAGUGUGUGGGCACACAAUGGCGAGGUGCGCACCACCAGGCUGCUGAGCGAGCGCGAUGUGCCCAAGCACAGGCUGCUGCUGUUGGUCAAGGACAAUGGAGAUCCUCCGCGCUCUGCCAGUGUCACACUGCAUGUAUUGCUCGUCGAUGGUUUCUCUCAACCCUACCUUCCUCUGCCAGAGGUGGCGCGCGACCCUGCACAAGAAGAAGAUGUACUAACACUGUACCUGGUCAUUGCCUUAGCCUCUGUGUCUUCUCUCUUCCUGGUGUCUGUGCUGCUGUUUGUGGGAGUGAGGUUGUGCAGGAAGGCUGGGGAGACUUCUCUGGGUGGCUGCUCUGUGCCUGAGGGACACUUUCCUGGCCACCUGGUGGAUGUUAGCGGAUCUGGGACCCUGUCCCAGAGCUACCAGUAUGAGGUGUGUCUGACGGGAGGUACUGGAACAAAUGAGUUUAAAUUUCUUAAACCAGUACUCCCCAACUUCUUGAAUGAAGGAGGUUACAGAAACACGGAGGAGAAUUCCAAUUUUAGGGAUUCUUUGGGGUUUAGCUAGAAAUCACAUUUUGACCUCAUGUGAUGAAUAUUCGGUGAUAUAAUUUUACAACCAUUCACUCGUGGAAAGAGGUCUGCACUAGCAUGAUACUGAUAGUCAUAUUUGUAGCUGAUUCACAUUGUCGAAUAUUCCUUGCAUUUUUUUGCUAACUAUCUUUCCCUCAAGCACACAAUAUAGCUGCAAAAUGUUCUUUCCGUUUUCAUCACUUAAAAAAAAGGUUUAAAAGUUAAGAGGUAUUUUCAGGCUCCUGGUUUCUGAGCAUGUGCAUUGAUUUCUUUUAGUCAAAGAACUCCUGUCUCGAAAGUUCUUGUUAUUGCUAGGAUGAAUUUAAUGCUAUUGUAAAUGAUGGCUUUCAGUUUUAAAAAUAAUUUGCAAUCAGGCAAGCAUUCUUUUGUGAACUUCUAAAUCCUAUGAUUUGGUUGCCUAGUUCCAAGAGCCCCGUUUUCUUUCUUCGAAUGAGCUGUUAUUCGAUCAGGAUUAUGUUUCUAGAUUACGUAUUUCUUUCAAAAUAUAUAAAAGUUAAUUAAAGUAUCUUUUAACAUUC
Molecule: messenger RNA, 3118 nt
Organism: Mus caroli (Ryukyu mouse)
Lineage: Eukaryota; Metazoa; Chordata; Mammalia; Rodentia; Muridae
Product: protocadherin beta-14
Biological process (GO): homophilic cell-cell adhesion
Cellular component (GO): plasma membrane
Molecular function (GO): calcium ion binding
Source: RefSeq, a predicted model, not a curated record